Priceomyces carsonii is the source of this 1938-nucleotide messenger RNA. RefSeq names its product 1-phosphatidylinositol-4-phosphate 5-kinase (gene MSS4). Gene Ontology annotation, biological process: phosphatidylinositol phosphate biosynthetic process. Gene Ontology annotation, molecular function: 1-phosphatidylinositol-4-phosphate 5-kinase activity. The coding region runs from base 1 to 1938 and encodes 645 amino acids. Gene Ontology annotation, cellular component: plasma membrane. The transcript has a single exon. The record is from RefSeq and is a predicted model, not a curated record. Lineage: Eukaryota; Fungi; Ascomycota; Pichiomycetes; Serinales; Debaryomycetaceae.
AUGAUUCAAAUGGAGCAGACACCAAUAGAUAUACUACAAAAAGAGCACAAGUUUAUGGUAAUAGAGAAAUUGGAAGAAGACCCUGGAAAUGGUCACAAACUUGAAAGCAAUAAUGCCCAUAAUUCACCAUCAACCCCGGGCUCGCUUAAAGGUUCGAGAUCCGAUAGCUCUGAAAUGGCUAGUGACACUUCCCCAUCAUCAGUGGAAGAUGAAAGAUCUGUCCACUCUAAUCAUACGUUGACGAAGAAUAAUAUCAUCGAUAUAGAUCCCUUGCAUGUUCCGGAAUCGUCAAAUUCAACUAUCAAAACAACAUUGCAUGGAAAGUUAGUGCUUGGCAGGAUUCCAAGUGGAAAGACUACCGUAGGUUCUAGCGUGAUAAAUGAGACUGCGAAUGAAGAGCCGAAAACUGCGGUCGGAGGAGGACUCGCGGCCACUCUUGUUAGUCCAGAAUCUGCCUUUGGAAGAAGGCAUACCAGUCCUCAUCCUACUCCUGCUCUUUCCACAGCUGUAGGAGCAAGGGAACCCAUAUCUCCUAAACGGUCUCUUGAUGUAUCGCUGCCUACAGCAAAGCGACCGAUAGCGAGAAGCACAUUUCCAAGUUACAAUUCGAAACUGGGUACAGGUCCUAUUCCAAGAAAACAAGAUGUAUCAAGAGGAGAAUUGAUACGAAUGGGGAGCUCUCUUGUAGGUAAGAAAACCACCAAGAAAAUUAAGAAGAAUUCAAUUGAUGAAGAAAAAGUAUUAGUCGGAAACAAAAUAAGUGAAGGUCAUGAAAAUUAUGUCAUGGCUUAUAACAUGCUUACUGGUAUUAGAGUGGCUGUUUCUAGGUGUUCUGGAGUUAUGAAAAAGAUUGACGAUGAAGAUUUUAAGGUGACUAAAAAAUUGUCAUUCAACUUUGAUGGGAGCGAUUUGACACCUUCUUCGAAAUAUGAUUUUAAAUUCAAAGAUUAUGCACCAGAGGUGUUUAGAGAACUCAGGUCUAGGUUUGGUUUAGAUCCUGCUGAUUAUUUGGUAUCAAUAACGGGAAAAUACAUUUUGUCUGAGCUUGGAUCACCGGGAAAGAGUGGCUCAUUUUUUUACUUUUCCAGAGAUUAUAGAUUCAUCAUAAAAACUAUUCAUCAUUCAGAACAUAAACAAUUACGAAAAAUCUUAAAAGUUUAUUAUAACCAUGUCAAGGAAAACCCAAAUACCCUCAUAUGUCAAUUUUAUGGAUUGCAUAGACUUAAAAUGCCAUUUACGACUGAGGGUACUCGCAAGGUACAUUUCAUAGUGAUGAAUAAUUUAUUUCCUCCACAUAGAGAUGUGCAUGUUAAGUAUGAUUUGAAAGGUUCACUCUGGGGUAGAACAACCCCUAUUGCUCCAGGUCAGGAUAUUUCAGGUUUAACGCUCAAAGAUAAUAAUUUUCUUGCUAGAAAAGAAAAGAUACAAUUCGGUCCCAGCAAAAGAGAUCUAUUUUUCAAGCAGCUAGACAAGGAUGUCUCUUUCUUGAAGCGUGUAAACGUUAUGGAUUAUUCUUUACUUCUCGGGAUACAUGACGUUAAAAAAGGUAAUACUUUUGAUCUUUCUCAAAAAUUAUCGGUCUUUGAUCCAAAAUCUGAUAGUAAAUCGGAGCUUAUAAAGACUAAUCCAAGAGAUAUAGAUCGGUUUGUUGAUUUACCAAGCGACGUUUACCCUGGAAGGAUGAAAUACGUUUUUUACGGGCAUGAUGGUGGUAUCAGAGCAACUACGGAAGAUAAUGACCCAUGCUCGGAAAUAUAUUACAUGGGAAUAAUUGACUGUUUGACUAACUAUUCUUUGAAAAAGAAGUUAGAAACACUUUGGAGGUCGAUAGGGCAUUCUAGAAGCGCUAUUUCCUCUGUUCCGGCGGAUGAAUAUGGAGAUAGAUUCUUACGCUUCAUAAAAGAUGGUACCACAAAAGGAAAAAAGAAAGUUCAAUAA